Molecule: messenger RNA, 1086 nt
Organism: Penicillium odoratum
Lineage: Eukaryota; Fungi; Ascomycota; Eurotiomycetes; Eurotiales; Aspergillaceae
Product: polysaccharide lyase family 1 protein
Exons: 5
Coding region: 1-1086 (361 amino acids)
Molecular function (GO): pectate lyase activity
Source: RefSeq, a predicted model, not a curated record
AUGAAGUACGCUGCUGUUCUGACGGCUAUUGCCGCUCUAGCAUCCAGGGUUACCGCUGUCGGGGUCCAGGGGACCCCCGAGGGUUUUGCUUCUUCUGCCACUGGUGGCGGAGAUGCGACUGCGGUCUACCCUACUACGACUGAUGAACUUGUCUCUUACCUUGGUGAUGAUGAGGCCCGCGUUAUUGGCACCACUACUGCUACUGGAUGCGCUCCCUGGGGCACUGGCUCUGCCUGCCAGGUUGCUAUCAACCAGGAUGACUGGUGUACCAACUACGAACCGGAUGCGCCCACCACUUCUGUGACCUACAACUCCGCUGGCUUACUUGGUAUCACCGUGAACUCCAAUAAGUCUUUGAUUGGCGAGGGUACCAGUGGUGUCAUCAAGGGCCGUGGUAUUCGCAUGGUCAGCGGUGCCAGCAACAUCAUCGUACAGAACAUUGCUAUUACCGAUAUCAAUCCCAAGUACGUCUGGGGUGGUGAUGCCAUCACUCUUGAUAAUGCCGAUCUGGUUUGGAUUGAUCACGUCACUACUGCUCGCAUUGGCCGUCAACACUAUGUCCUGGGCACUGACGCUGACAACCGUGUCUCCCUCACCAACAACUACAUUGAUGGCGAAAGCGACUACUCUGCCACUUGCGAUGGCCACCACUACUGGAAUGUCUAUCUCGAUGGUUCUAGUGACAAGGUUACCUUCAAGGGUAACUAUCUGUACAAGACCAGUGGUCGCGCCCCCAAGAUCCAAGGCAAUACCUACCUCCACGCUGUCAACAAUUACUGGGACAACAACUCCGGUCAUGCUUUUGAGAUCGGUUCUGGGGGCUACGUGCUUGCUGAGGGUAACUAUUUCAGCAAUGUUGACACCGUUCUUGAGACUGAUUCCUUCGAGGGUGAACUCUUCUCCUCCGGUAGCUCCUCUAGCACCUGCGAGUCUUACAUUGGUCGUUCCUGCGUAGCCAACGUUAAUGAAGGUGAUCUCUCCGGCUCUUCCACCAUUGUCCUCGAGAACCUGUCGGGCGAUACCCUGCCAACCGCUUCGGCUGCCAGCACUGACCCUGCUUCCAGUGCUGGCCAGGGGAAUCUCUAA